Messenger RNA from Plasmodium gonderi, 3354 nucleotides. RefSeq lists its product as hypothetical. Lineage: Eukaryota; Apicomplexa; Aconoidasida; Haemosporida; Plasmodiidae. Bases 1 to 3354 code for a protein of 1117 amino acids. The transcript has 2 exons. The record is from RefSeq and is a predicted model, not a curated record.
AUGCUAGGCACUAAAGUGCUGGUAGCGAUUUUCUUCAUCGGAACUUUUCCCACACAUGAGUUAAGAUUUUCUUCACCUUUUGCACAUGGUCAAUAUGUGAAUAAACGUAAACCCGAAGGGAGGCACAACCUAAUUGGUGAAACAAACGAAUUCAAUAACAUGUCUUAUUUUAGUCAAGAUUUAACACAACUUCUUUCUCAUUCCUUGAAGAGUGUUCCCAUUCUAGCACUCAGGGAAAAGGUGAAGGCUCAAGUGGAGAAGGCAGCACUGAGCUUACAGUUGCCAAAUCCUGAGGAGGAAACAUGCGAAAUGAAUUACUCAGAAUUGUGUCCAGAGGGAUGGGGGAAUUGGGGAGACGGAGAGAAUUGUAUAAGUCCAAUGGAUUACAGAGGACCUUGUAAAAAAGAAAUGAUUUCUUUUAAGAAUUCAACACCUAGAGAAAAAUACAACUUUUCCAUAAAGUGUAAAGUAUCAUGGCCAUGUGUUUACAAAUGCAGUGAAGAAGAUUUUUCAGGCAAAUGUCCCGAAAAUUGGAUCCUAGAAAAUGGAACAUGCUAUGCUCCUAGAAAUUAUAUAGGAAAAUGUGUGCGUCAAAAAAAUUUUCAGAAUUUUUCAGAAACAGAGAAAAAGAUAUGGGCAGAUGCAUGUGAUGUGAACUGGCCAUGCUACAAGAAAAAUUACAAUUUUGAAAUUCUAUGUCCACAAAAUUGGAUACAACAUCCAGACAAUAAAAAUUGCUUAGCUCCUAACUCUUACAUUGGGCCUUGUGGAGGUGUUUUAUAUUUAUACAAUCUUAAAGAUGAAGAGAAAAAACUCUUGAUGAACAAGUGUAACAUAGAAUGGCCUAUUCGAUCGAGUGUUGAAGAACAUGAUUUAAAUGAAUAUGCAUGUCCAGUUGGUUGGAAAAUGAACAUUUCACAUCAGAAAGAAAUGGGAACUUGUACUAUGCCAGAUUCAUACGAUGGACCAUGUGUAAAAAAUGAAGAAAUAAAAAAUAUAUCCUUUGAAAAUUUUAGCAAAGAAGAAAAGUAUGAAAUUUCCCAAAAAUGUAACAUUAUGUGGCAUUUUACAGAUGAGAAAUAUCAGAAUUUUGAUUUACCUUGUCCUUUUAAUUGGGUUCUAGUAGAUGCAGUAGAACACAUCUGCAUAGCACCUGUGGAAUACACUGAACCAUGUAACAAUAUAUUUUCCUUUAAAAAUUACACAAAUCAAAUGAAAGCUGCAUGGGCAUUUCGUUGCAAAGUUAUCUUUAUGGACAACAUAAAUGAUAACCAUGUGAUGAUGAAUACAACAAAAAAGAGAAAAAUUUUUGGCUUAGAUAGAGAAAGGAAUAAUAAUACGGAGGAUAUUACCCCUCUCACAGAUACACCUUCAGUGAGUGAUGGUCCAAUAGGACAUGUCGGAUCCAUGUACGAAGGUGUCGUUCUUAAUGCACUAAACAAUGUAGAAUAUCUUCCACAAAAUAAAUCAUCAUUGAGAUUGUCAAGGGGACACAUAAAUGUGACUGAUAUAGGCAAUAUGAAUACAAACGAAUUUAUUCUUAGUGAUGAAAAAAUAACGGAUCUUCUUCUACUGAAGCAGUUAUCAAAUGAUGAUGAAUUGAAGAGAAAUAUAGAUGAGGUUAUACGAACAUUAAGACGUAAUGAACAUGUGGAGAAAAACUUCUUUUCAUUUAUUCAGGUGAGAUCCAAAGCGAGCAUAAGGAGGAGUACAAAUGAAACAUCGGGCGUGGGUAAGUCGACCACUGAUAUGGAAGAAGCAGGAACUCCAGGAACUUUGAAUCUGGAAAAGGAUUGGGACCGAGAAAAAAAAAGCAGAAACGAAGAUGGAAUGAAUGAACAUAAUCUCAUCAUAUCGGAACAACUAACAGAUGAGAAAAACCUAAAUGAAAUAAAAAAUUUAUACACAAAUUAUCAAAUCGAAGGGACAGCAGAUCAAUCGUAUUAUGAACAUAUUUGUUUCGAAAAAAAUUACACAGAAUGUCCAAUUGGGUGGAUAAAAAUAAGUGCAAAGGAAUGUAUGGCCCCGAGUUCAUAUAGAAAGAAUGUAGAAAGGUGCAGUACCAUAUUGAACUUAAAUGAUUUGACGAAAAGUGUGUAUUCAGUAACACAUGAUAUGUCUUUUGUAACAAUGGAUGAAGAAAAAAUAAAAAAUUUUGAGAAAAAAUGUAAUGUACAAUUUCCUUGCAUUGAUUGUGAACGGGAUUAUGUUCAAGUCAAUUGUCCACUCGGAUGGACUCAGAAAAAUGAUGAAUCAUGUGAAUCCCCAGAAGAUUAUCCAAUGCAUUUAAAAGGAGUAUGUGGUACGAAUGUCAAUUUUAAGUAUGCAACUCCUAGUAUUAGACGGAAUUGGAGUUACUUAUGUAAAUCUGAUUGGCCUUGUUUUUCCCAAUGUGAAAAAAAUUAUUCGUCUAUUUGUCCUCUUGGAUAUAAACUCAUAAAUGAACGUUCAGGUAGCAUAUAUGGUGAUGGGAUAAUUUACAUCUGUGUUAAUCACAAUUGGGUUGAAGAACAUCAACUGGGUGAAAGAACUAAUGGCACCACUACAGCUACAGAACUAGGUAAAAGAAACGAAUGUCUCGUGAUUGAGAUUUACAACAGUGUACAGGUAAAAAAAGAAAUAGAACGAAAAUGUAAAGUUAUUUGGCCAUGCUUAAACAAAUGCGAACAAGAUUAUUAUCAAACUUGCCCUUAUAAUUGGCUUUUGAAAAAUAAUAGUUGUAUAUCUCCAUAUUAUUACAAACCUCCAAGAGGAUGCCACAAAUCCUUCUCUGUGAAAUCAUUCAGCACAUUUGAUAAAUAUCUUUUUUCAAAUAAAUGUUUUGCACCAUGGCCAUGCAAAAAUGCUUGUCAACAAGAUUGGUCACAGCCUUGUCCAGAACAAUGGUUACUUGUAAAGCGGAAGAAAAAUAUCCCUUAUAAAAAAAAAAGGAAUUCUCAUGCUGUUUUUUGUAAACCUCCUCCGCUUUACAAUGGUAAUGACAGUGACAGUGGCAAUGAUAAUGACAGUGAUAGUGGCAAUGAUAAUGACAGCGACAAUGGCAAUGAUAAUGACAGCGACAAUGGCAAUGAUAAUGACAGUGACAAUGGCAAUGAUAAUGGCAAGAGGACGGGGAAGGGGAAGUGUCGAGAGGAACUCUACGACUUGACUGAUUUUACAUUUUUACAAAAGCAAGAAUUUUCUCAUGAAUGUAGUGUUAGGUGGCCAUGUGGUAGAAGCUCCUUGAAUUAUUCCCCUAACUGGCAAACGGAAAAGGUGUACCACGAUGUAAAUUUUGGACGCUUAAAAACUCUACGAUUUUACAAUUCGCAUUAUGCCUCCCAGUAUGCCCAACGUAUCGGUUCCUUCUUCUAG